Molecule: messenger RNA, 3765 nt
Organism: Aspergillus mulundensis
Lineage: Eukaryota; Fungi; Ascomycota; Eurotiomycetes; Eurotiales; Aspergillaceae
Gene: sey1
Product: dynamin-like GTPase SEY1
Exons: 6
Coding region: 1-3765 (1254 amino acids)
Biological process (GO): endoplasmic reticulum membrane fusion
Cellular component (GO): endoplasmic reticulum
Molecular function (GO): arylformamidase activity; GTPase activity; GTP binding
Source: RefSeq, a predicted model, not a curated record
AUGGCAACCAAUGGCCAUUUUGCCCCCAUUGGCAGCGACAGCAGCGACAAGACGACAUAUGAGCAUGGAGUCCAAGUAAUAGACGAGAACAAGGAAUUUAAUACGAACCUAUCCAAGUACUUGAGCUUCGAAAAUGUCGCGCCGGCCGGUUUUAAUUACCAUCUCAUUUCGGUCUUCGGAUCCCAGUCAACUGGAAAGUCAACCCUCCUUAACCACCUCUUCGGCACCCACUUCUCCGUCAUGGCCGAAACGGAACGGCGUCAGACUACCAAGGGUAUUUGGCUGUCCAAGAACAAGAACGGCGACGGCAAAUCGAUGGCGGAUAACAUCCUGGUAAUGGAUGUGGAGGGUACUGAUGGGCGCGAGCGGGGAGAAGACCAGGACUUUGAGCGCAAGAGCGCGCUGUUUGCGCUUGCGACCAGCGAGGUUCUUAUUGUCAACAUCUGGGAACACCAAGUUGGUCUGUACCAAGGUGCCAAUAUGGGCUUGCUCAAGACAGUAUUUGAGGUCAACCUGCAGUUGUUCUUGAAGGACAAAAACACCACCCACCGUUCACUUCUUUUCUUUGUGAUCCGUGACUUCGUUGGCACCACGCCGCUCAAGGCUCUGCAGAAGACAUUGAUGGAAGACAUGUCCCGCCUCUGGGACUCGAUCUCCAAGCCGUCGGGUUUGGAGCGCUCGACCGUGUUUGACUACUUCGACUUCCAGUUCUACGGACUCCCUCAUAAGAGCUACCAGCCGGAGAGAUUUGUCGAGGAGACCAAGAAGCUCAGCCUCCGAUUCCGCGAAGGACAAAAGGAUGCGACGCUAAAUGCGCAGAACGGUGAGUUCUCAGAGGGCGGUGUUUUCCUCCCGGAGUACCACCGCCGCAUCCCCGCAGAUGGAUUCUCGGUGUAUGCGGAAGGAAUUUGGGACCAGAUUGUCAACAACAAAGACUUGGACUUGCCGACUCAGCAAGAACUACUUGCCCAGUUCCGUUGUGAUGAGAUUCUCAGAGAGGUCAUGAUCGCUUUUGAUGAGGCCAUCGUUCCUUUUGAAGACAAGCAAUCUCAGGCUUCUCGUCUUGGGGAGCCCGAAGUGCUUGGAGGGUUGGGUGCAGCCAUGCGAUCAGCACGUGCAAAAGCGACGAAGAAUUUUGAGACUGAGGCGAGCCGCUACCAUAAAGGAGUCUACCAGCGGAAGCGAGCAGAACUUGAGGACAAAGUCGACACCCGUUUAAAGGCCCUCCUUCAGGGCCAACUCAAUGCCGCCCACAAGUCCGGCAUCAACGAGUUCAGCGAAGCUGUCACUGCUGAGGUGAAAGCAGGACAGAAGAAGGGCACAGGAUACGACUUUGCCGAGAUUGUCAACGACGAGGUGAAGAAAGCCCUUGAGAAGUAUGAAGAAGUCGCCCGUGCAACCGUGGUAGAGGGGACGGCUUGGAGCGAUUAUAAGCAAGAAUUCGCGCUGUACGAGAAGGAGCUUUCAGAAGUCAGCGCCCGGCUGAGGAGGGAGGAGAUGAGACGGCUAGCGACUCGCGUAGAGCGAUGGGUUCAGUCUCGUUUGGGUGAGUCUGUUGGCUUGGAAUUCAACGCGCUUGGAUCUGGACGUGCUGGUGGCGGUGCACCUGAAUCGGGCGAGAAGCCGACGGAGAAGAAGUUUUGGGACCGUGUAUGGAACGUCUUUGUCGAGACAGUUCUUGAUGCCGAGAGAAGAUUCACGGACCGCGCUAGCAGCUUCGAUGCCAGUUUGGAGGAGGUGGAUGUUGGACUGUGGAGACUGCGACGGAAAUCUUGGGGUGUUUUGCGCUCCAAGAUCGAAGAGGAGAUGAUGGAAGGCAAUCUGCUGCUGAAGCUGCGGGAGAACUUUGAAGACAAGUUCCGCUACGAUGAAGCCGGCGUUCCAAGGAUUUGGCGGCCAACGGACGAUAUUGAGGGCAUCUACACGCGAGCGCGUGAGUCGACAUUGACAUUGAUACCUCUUCUCUCCCGAUUCCGACUAGCUGAAACCUCGGCGCCGCCGCCAUUAGACCGCUGGGUCGGACAUACACCCAGCUCAGCGACUCCCGCGGAUGAGGAAGAUCUGCCGCCCAUUGGUGGCGUGGAUGAAGAUGAAGGCAAGAGCCUUGAGGAGGAAAUGACCAUUCUUGGCGAUGCGAAACGCCAGGAGCUUACAGUGAGAUUCAAGAAGGCCGCGGACGGGGUGUACGUGGAGGCAAAGCGGAGUGCAAUUGGAGGCAUGACACAGGUUCCCUUGUAUUUCUAUGGUAUCCUCCUUGCUCUCGGCUGGAACGAGAUUGUUGCUGUUCUCCGCAACCCGGCCUACUUCUUCCUGCUCUUCUUAUGCGCUGUCGGCGCGUACGUCACUUAUCAGCUCAACUUGUGGGGACCGAUCAUCAAGAUGACAGAAGCAGCAUCAAACCAAGCGAUGAUUGAGGGUAAGCGUCGGCUGCGCGAGUUCCUCGAAUCUUCAGAUACCGGGCGCCAGGCCAUUGCCAUGUCAAGCUCUGGCUCUUCACGAGAAGAGCACGAGAUGUCGCGACUCAACAAGCAGGGAAAGUCUUCGACGGACGAAGACACCUCGUCAGGUGGCAUUGGUUUUGUAAAUGCACUUCUCCGCUCAGUGGCGGACUUGCUCCGAGCCCCCCGGACCAUCUCCCCCACUUCCCUUGGUUUGCUUUAUGUAGAUGCGGGACAGUGGACUGCUUUCUUGGAAGUUGACGUUGAUUUCUAUCAACCUGCUGUGCUACACACUGCUCAAUACUUCAUCAACGCCAGACUACGCCCAACUCACUUUACUGGCCAGCUCAACAUGGCUACGUUUGACCUACCCGAGACGUUCGAUGAUCUCCCCAACAAGCUCCAAUACUGGCCUGCGCCCAAAGGCUCGCCCGAAGAGGGCCUGGGUAUGCUCCGCAUCCUAACGCCGGACAUUGUUGCCAACGCGGCACGACAAAUCCAAACCGGCGAGCGUGUAUGUCUGAACUGGGACAUCGAGAACCUGAACCCGCCAGGGUUCAAACGCAAGCCCUUUGAGCACAAGAUCAAAUGGGUCGCGGAAGGCGUGGCCUUUGACGACGAAUACCACUUCAACCCACAGCAGUCAUCUCAAUGGGACGGCCUCCGUCACCACAACCAGCCCGCACCGACAACCGAAGACCCCAACCGCCGCCUCUUCCACGGAGGCACAACCGCAGAGGAAAUCCAGAACCCAAAGAACCCCCGCAUUGGAAUGGGCUACUGGGCGAAGAAGGGCAUCGCAGGACGCGGAGUGCUAAUCGAUUUCGUCUCGUGGGCCGAAAAGAAGGGCAUCGCCAUCAACGCCCUAACGCAGCAAGUGGUCUCACUGGACACAGUCCACGAGAUCGCACGCGAGUGUAAGAUCGAGUUCCAGCGCGGCGACAUCUUCUUCCUCCGCGUUGGUCUCCCGCAGACAUGGGGCGCCAUGACCGACGAGCAGAAGCAGGCGUACAGCCAGCAGGCCAUGCCGAAGCAUGCGGGGAUCGAGCAGAGCGAGCGCGUGCUGCGGUUCUUCUGGGACAACCACUUUGCGGUGGUUGCGUCGGACGCGGUUAGCUUUGAGGUGUUCCCGCCGCUUAAGCCGGAGUUUGACCUGCAUCAUCAUAUGCUUGCCGGGUGGGGGGUGCCGAUCGGCGAGAUGUUUGAUCUGGAUGGGCUGGCGGAGAUGUGUAGGCAGCAUGGCCGCUGGACGUUCUUUGUCUCGAGCAGUCCGUUGAAUUGUGCGAAUGGGGUGUCGAGUCCGCCGAACGCGAUGGCUAUUUUUUGA